AUGAGGAUGAAUGUCAAAUCCAAUGAGACCAUGCUCUUUGAAGAGGAGGAAGAGGUGGACAAGACAAAUCAGCAGGUUGAAGAGGACAAUGUGUCCAGGAAGAUGGUUACUGUCGACUGGGACCAAUGGGACAGGCUACUGCUGCCCUCACCACUGGACUCUGGUGUGCACAGUCUGGACACAGUGUACGACAGAAUCACCGUGAUGAUUGAACAAGACGCUGUGGGUUCUAGAACUGACAAUAAAGAGGAAGAAGAGGACCUGAUGAUGUACCUACAUGAGGGAUGUGAGACGGAGGGCCGUGGAGGUCUGGAAGACCACUGGGAGGCCAUGUCACAGGGGUACAUCCACCACACCAUCUCCCAGGACCAGAUCCAUUUCACCAUCAACCCUGGUUCCACACCCAUGCCCCGGCACAUCCAGGGGGCCACCAUCACACUGCACUCUGAGUGCCCAGAUAGCCACCACAGCGAGGUAAGGCUUGGCCUUGAUAUCCAAAGACCUGAAGACUUGUGUUAACACCUUGAGUUAAUGCCUGGGCUUUGGCUCAGUGGGCUAAUCCCUGGUUCAACUCCAGUCGAUCACAUAAGCCUGUUUUGAUAUCUGAUCAUGUUCAGUGUUUAUUUGGAUAUGUUGUCAGGAAAACACACUCCUGGUAUUCUGGGUAUUCUGGUUGUGAGGAGGAGAGGCAUCAUUGCUCAUUCACAUACUGUAUAUUCUCUAAUGUCCCGGCCAUGAUGUCCUGAAGGAUGUUACAAGGCUAUAGGUAGGCAGAGAACCAUUUGUAGUCUUCUUUGAAAUUGAGAGUGUAGGCCUCAACCCUUAGGGCAAACAUUACAUGGGGUUGGUCAGGCUUACACGUGAUGAUCAUAUCAUAUGAUGUGUAUUCUCAGUCUGUGAAUAACUGAGACAGACCCUCUUUAGCAUAUCACAUAUACACUCUUAGAAAAAAAGGGUACCAAAAGGGUUCUUUGGCUGUCACCAUAGGAGAAUCCUUUUUGGUUCCAUGUAAAACCCUUUUGUGUUCCAUGUAGAACACUUUGUGGAAAGGGUUGUUCAUGGAACCCAAAAGGGUUAUACCUGGAACCAAAAAGGGCUAUUCAAAGGGUUCUCCUAUGGGGACAGCCAAAUAACCAUUUAAAGUUCUAUAUAGCACCUUUUUUUCUCAGUGUAUAACAUUUGGAAGGGAGAAAGAAGUCCCUGAGGUCAUUAAUUUGCAUCAUCAUCAUCACAGAGAAAAUAGACCAUGCUAGGUUAUCAGCAGCAGCACCAUAUUGUGUGAAGGCGACAAGCCAACUGUUAUGAUGAAGUCAGUGAGUGAGAGGCAGAGACAGGAGAGGAGAUUGGUUUGGGGCGGUGAAAUUGGGCCAGACCGGGAGCUAGCUGUGACGCUUCUGUUUUCCCUCAUCAUCAUCAGCCUCUCUCCCAUCCAGAACCACAGAGUUAAUAUAUUCAAGGUCUCUGCAGAUGUCAAGAUGAGAGGAUUCUCUCACUGCUCUCUAGGCUUUUCAACCUAUUGGUUCUCUUUCUGUGAAGUUAAUUAGGUCUCAUUCAUAAAUGUGCACUUCAAUCUUCUCAUAUAAACCAAUACAGCUGAUUCAUUUUCAGACUUGAUGUAUAGUAAUGUUUGUCAAGUGUUACAUACCGGUACUUGCUAAAAACACUUCCUACAUGUUAAGCUUAUGUUUAUGUAAAUGUUGGUGUUUCAUCUUUUUGACAUAGUUUAUAUAACGACGACAACUCUUUGCCUGUCUGUUCUGCAGGUGAAGCGUUACCAGUGUCUAUACGAGGACUGUACUCGUACCUACAGCACAGCAGGGAACCUGCGCACCCACCAGAAGAGACACAGAGGAGAGUACACAUUUGUCUGCAACCAGUUGGGCUGUGACAAGGCCUUCCUCACCUCCUAUAGUCUGAAGAUCCAUGUCCGCGUUCACACCAACGAGAAACCCUUCGAGUGUGACCAACAGGGCUGUGAGAAGGCCUACAACACACUGUACAGGUAAGUGUUACACCAGUGUUUUCCCUACCAUUGAAAUGCCGGAGAUGAUACUCCAACCUAGCAGUCUUGCCCUCCACAUCUAUUUGGUUAAUAGAUCAUUUCCAGGCCCACAGGCACCAAAAUUAUCAACUGAAGCAAUAGCAGCCAAAUUAUUGUAGGGGAUAGUCUUCCUGCCAUGGGUCAAGACACUUGUCACGCGAUGAUGUUUCAUCAGUCAUGAGUUGUGCACUCUCCUGACCCCCUGAUCUCAAAGUUAAUGAACACACCUUAGUGACCUUUGGUAUGCUGACCCCAAGUCAAGCCACAGCUCACAGUGGCUGUCUGUUGGUGUGCUGAUCUGCAAACAUCAGCCGUGUUUGUUCUAUCUGUUGUGUUUGUGUUGAUGUGCAGGCUGAAAGCCCACCAGAGACUGCACUCAGGGAACACGUUUAACUGCGAGUCGGACGGAUGCACCAAGUACUUCACCACCUUGAGUGACCUGAGGAAACACAUCCGGACACACUCCAAGGAGAGGCCCUUC
Messenger RNA from Coregonus sp. 'balchen', 2522 nucleotides. The record is from the annotation of a GenBank genome assembly. Lineage: Eukaryota; Metazoa; Chordata; Actinopteri; Salmoniformes; Salmonidae.